Molecule: messenger RNA, 11190 nt
Organism: Vitrella brassicaformis
Lineage: Eukaryota; Vitrellaceae
Source: the annotation of a GenBank genome assembly
AUGGAGACCCAUUAUGUCGUUUGGCUGACUGUGGCGGGGGUCUGCUGCCUCAUCUCAGGUAUUCUGCACCCACAUAAGCCAAUGAGUCUUCGCUUCUGUUGUCAUGCAGGCGCCGCUGAGUCGUUUGACCCUCUCGCGUUUUUCCAUGACCCGCUGAGCAACCGGUGUGCCAUUCAACAUGAUACCUACGUGUACAUUUCAUCCCUGACGUUGCCAAUGCAUGCAGCUUCUGUUCCAACACGCUGACGACAUACAGCGGCAUCGAGACGGCCGAGGGAUGCGCUGAACAGUGAGUGAGAGAUGCAUGACAGCAACAGCGCAUGUGUCUAUCGUGUAUGUCACGCUGAGUGUGUAUACAUGCAGGUGUCUCGCGAUUGCAGCAUGCACGUGUUUCGACUUCAAGUACCCUUACAGGUCGGUCGGUGGGACAUACAAAAAGAACGGCCUCUCUGAGGCUCUCUCCUUGUAUGUCUGUGUGUCUAUUUAGUUCCUUCACGUGUCGCAUCUCGCGAGAGAAUGUCACUGGGAUGAGCGGAGUGGGCUUUCAGGCAUACACACGCAGAGGUCACACCAACACUGCCUGUUCACACCAAUACUGGCUAUCGCACUUUGCAAUUGUCCAGAUCCGUUCCUCACAUUUGAGCGGCGCAUCAUCGAUGCCCGCAUCGGUGUUUACCGCGUUGAGUACGUCUUCAGCACUCAGGAAGAGUGUGCAAGAAGGUGCGCGUGGACACUGACAAAUCGACGUGUGCCAUUCGCUCUCUUUUUUGUGGGGUGCCUGGUGUGCGUGUAGAUGUGAGGGUUUGGCCGACUGCUAUGCCUUCUCUGUCAUUUUAGCUGUAAGGACUGUGGGCGUAUGUCUGUGUGUGUGUGCAUCGUGCACAGGCACUCACAUAGGGAUGUGUGUGCAGACGCUCACAAACCAGUGGACGUGCCAUCUGGGCAAACCAUUUGCAGUACGUGGCAUGCACAAUCUGUCUACACACACACACACGUCGAGAGCUGUGUGUUGUGUCCACUAGAUAUACUACAACAAAGUGCUGACGGAGCUCUGGCCGCAGUAUGUUUACAUCAGGAAAGGUACACACACACACAUAAGUGACAUACACUCUGGCCUGCACGUGUGUGUAUGUAUCUGCAUCAGGCCUCUCCCUCCUCGUGUCGAACUUCGUCAACCCCUACCUCUUCUCGCAAAAUGAGCAGUGUACAAACACAGCACUCGGGUGUACAUGUGGUGUGUUUGCUUCCUUUGGACUACGAAUGCGUGUGUGUGUGUGUGUUUGUGUGCGUGUGCGUUCGCAGGUGAGGCAGACACCUUCACUGUCUCCGACGCAUCGACGCCUCUGCUAUGUGCCGAGAGGUGUGAAUCCCACACAGCCCAUAGACACGGGAUGGGUGUGCGUGUCCACAGGUGUCUCUCAUCUGACGGCUGUUACUGCUUUGAUUUCUCCUACGCGACGCUCGAAUGCCGCACACACGAGACCAUGUACGAGGGGUCGAGAUGUGUAUCCGCUUCAUCGUGUACAUAUUGUGUAUGCACGGAUGUUUGUGUCCAGUGCUGGCAUGGUCAGAGGCGCCACACUGGCGGUGGAUGUCUCUUUGCAGGCGGACGCAUUUCUGCGCAUUGGUAGGCACUGAGUCGUGUGAUGGAUUAUAUUCAGGCGCAUGUGUUGUCAUGCAUGCACGCACGUGUGUUUGCAGACAACACGCCCCCCAAUGUAUCUCUCGCCCUUCUGGAGCCUUCAAGCACACAAAACACAAUCAUCGGUAUCUUCCGGCCCACCAGACCACAAAGUACACGCCGCGUGUGUGGCCUGGCCUGUCUCCGUAGGUCCGCUGUUCCAGCUGUCAGUCACCUUCUCUCAUCGCAUAACCGAUGGCGACCGCAUUUUCGAUGCCCUCCUGCUCGGCAACUGCAUUGUGCAGGACAUCUCUGGGGAGCACACGUAUUUCAGUGUCACGCUGAGGGCACUGUCUCUCGGCUAUGUGACCAUACGCAUACGGGAAGGUACGUCUGUGCCCUUGCGCGCAUGUGUGGAUGCAUCCAGAAGUGCGAUUGCUUUGCUGUGUGUGUGUGUAUGCAGGUGUGAUAUCGAGUGCUGUUGACGACUGCAAUGGCUGUGUUCGCAACAGAGAAUCCAACACAGUGGAUCUCUUCAAUGGUGUGUAUGUGCACGUCUCGAUGUGUGUCCUCCCCUCCCCCCCACUAUAUGUGUGUGUGUCCUAACGCGCUCAGCUCAGGAGUGUGUGGGUGACCUUUCUGUCAGCAAGUCGGCCACACACAGCGGACAGACGACUGCUACCCUCACACAAAACACGUACAUACAAACAAACACGCGCACACAUUUCUUAAGAUGCAAACACGCCCCCACACGCACAAGUAUUCAAUUCUCUCUCUCUGUGUGCAGCGACCUAAUCUUCCCUCUGUCAUAUUGCAACCCUUCUCGCGUGUCUGUCUCGUUCCUCGUGGACAAUCUGGCGGUACCAGCGACGAUUGUGUACCAGGUGCGCGUGUGUGCAAUGAUACAGACGCACACAGGAACACCACAUCUGCAGCAGUGUGUGUGUGUGGGUGUGUGCACACACAGGAUGCGCCAAUGAAAUCGGCUUCCUUUGUCACACACACAAGUGGAGAUGGAGACACAUCAGAAUGGCAGUGGUAAGGCGCGCACAUAGCCGUGCAUACCGAUCGGUCUGGUGGAUGUAUGUGUGAGUACGCAGGACGACCCCUGUGAGCGUGACGCUCGAUCCAGAGAGAGACCAACAGACGAUCGGCAUCAGGUAUAGGUGCACAGACAGAGAGACAUGUGGAUGCGUCCACGUGUGCACACUCACAGGUAUGAAGGGAGUGAAUCGCUGCGCGUCAAGGCCGUCAGGCUCUUCUCCAUGUUUGACCGCAUCCAAAGUAAUGAGACACACACCACACCUCCCUGACGCGCAGACACAUGCAGGGGCGCACACACAGGAUCGACCAAGCCGUGUGCUCAGCUGAGAUGGCCGUUCUCUCUUUACAACGCUCACGUGUGCUCACACACCGACCAAUGCGACACGUGCGUACCGAAGGGACAGACAGAGAACCAGGUAGAGAUGGAUGGAUGCACGUGUCAUGUGUGUGGGUGUGUGCAGGCCGCUGACCCACGCGGCCUCCCUGCAGAUGUGCACGCAGAUGGGCGCACGACUGUGCACUCAUGAGGGUAUGUAUAUACACGACACACACGCACACACAUCUGUCUGUCCGUGUACUUCCGAACGAAAACAGAGGUCAUUCGUGGCUCGGCCAUCCAGACGGCCGUCGCGUGCAGGCAAGCCCCCCCCAAUUCAAUCCUUCUACACGCAUAUAGAGACCCACACACGCCUUUUCCUUUUGCGCAUAUAGAUUGCCGACCGACGCAUUUGUGUGGACGGACGAGCAGUGUACAAAUGGCGGCCAUCUGCGUGUACAGUGGACCGGUACGGAAGACAGACACAGAAGUGAAUUGUGUGUGUGUGUGUGUGUGUGCGUGUGUCCAUCGGUCAGGUGUGCAGAUGGAGUGUGCAUCGGCGGAGAGCGACACGGCCCACCACAUGUGCUGCGCCGACGGCACACCCCACAUCAGUCAGUGCACAACACACACACAGACAUACACACAACCAUUUGUGACCUCCAUCUUUCGUGUAUGUGUCUCAUUCGCGUCAGCGUCUCUUCGCUCAUGUGCAGAGCUAGAGCAGCGGGCGGAUGAUGCCGAUGCCAAUGCCAAUCGGACAGACACAAACAUGACGUGUACGUGUGCAUCGACCGACAUUGGGCGGAGAGAGACACAGAGACCCACACCCCUUUGUGUGUGCAGAUACUUACGAGGAGGGUGUGUCUGUCUGCCAGCAGAUGGGGGCGAGGCUGUGCUCAUUCGACGAGCUGCAGUUCAAGUACCCCCGCCACACAGAUACAUGGCUGUGGUGCAGAUGUACGUGUGUGCACGCUGCCUCAGCAUGACGACCAACGGUGGAUUCAUGAGCACCUGCUUUGUCAACACGAGGUGCGUUUGCAUGGCAGAUACACACACAUGGAAUGGCCCCCCUUAUGUGUGUAGCUCUCUCUGCUUGUGUGGGUGCAGCACGCAGGCUGACAAGUGGACGCUCACCCAGUGCAACAAAACUCACGUGUACACAUUUCCGGAGAGGGAAUGUGCGCCAAUGGACAUGAGCAACAGCACGGUAAGCUCCCGUCCGCAUGCAGGAAGGAAUGCACAUUUACCAUGGAUGUCUGUAAUGAAUGGGUUUGUUACCCAUUCAGGCUUACGGCGUCUCCUGCUGCGCUGAUUCGGCCGUGCCCCAUCGUACGUACGAUGGACGCACAUACACAUACACAAAUGCGCAUCCAUGCACUGAGAGAUGGAUGUGUCCGUUUGUCCGUGUGUGUGCAGCCGAGUGGCUUCUGCUCGCGCAUCAGAUCGCACCCUCAAUGUGGCCAACUGAAUACGUACUUGGGCAGGCAAUGGCGCGUUUGCAUGAGUGAAGCCACACACCCACGUGUUUUGUUUGUGGGUGGGUGUGCGCAGAUAGACAUCGACACGUGCUGCCCUCGGGUGUUCUCGCAGAUGGACAGUGUCGAUUGGGAACACUUCAGAGACGAGCAGACAGGAGUGUACACAUUCCUGAUGGAAUGGCCCAAUACAGUACGCACACAACCACACACAUACACACACAGAGACACAUACACACACUCACACGUGUCAUUCAUGUGUAAUCAGGAGUUCGAUUCCCUCACGUGGCGGCAGUCCUCACCCCCCUUUGCGCAAGACGCGCAAAGUGUCCAGCACGACAGCAGCACCGAGUAUGUGUUCGGUGGUUUGCAGGUACACACACACAUACACAUGUAUUCUCCCGUAAACGAGUGAUGCAUGCAUCUGUCGUCCAUGCAGAUGGGCGACAACCGAUCGCUCGUGGUGGGCUCUGCAGACGAGAGAGCAUACGUGGUUGGACAUUCUGAGCUGACAGGUAGAUACACUUAUCUAUCCCACAGACACAUCCAUCCAUCCAUGGGUGUGGUGUGUGCAGCGAUCCCCGGCCCGUUGUUGAAGGCCACGGGCGAAGUGGCGUACGUCAACGAAGUCAAGCUGUGGAUCAGAGGUGUGUAUGAUAUGUGUCCAUCCAUCCAUCCACCUCCGCCACACACACUUCUUUGUCUGUCUGUCUGUCUGUCUGUCUCAGCCCCAUCAGCACGUUUCUCUUGGUGGAAUGGUGGGUGCGCGCAUCACAGACACACGCAGAGGCGCACAUACCAACCAACAUGUGUCUAUGCUUGUAUUGAUGCAGACACCACCACCCCAGUGCCCUCGAUCGCCCCCGUUGGCCAGUCCAUCACCGACGAGUACCCCAUACGCAUCAACGUCACUUUCAACGAAGCCGUUUAUGUGCGUGAGAAUGCAAGUGAACCAGCUGCCAGCUGCCCACGAACACACAAGUGCUGUUUGUGCACGGUGCGCAGGAUUUCACUGAAUCGUCUGUGGCUUUGGAGAAUGGCAGCAUCCUCUCCAUCGAGCCAUUCGCCGACUCACGGAGGCGAUAUGCCAUCGAGAUCCAUGUAACUGACGUACUUACACAGAGAGGCGCGCACCUUCGAUCUGUGUCUGUUCGUGUGUCUGCCUGACAGCCACUGGCAUACACAAGAGUGUCGCUACACAUACGAGAGGGCACAGUGAUGGAUACGAACGGCCUGCCCAACCGUGCGUCGAACACCGAAGGCUUCCUCUUCGGUAUUCAGAAAUAUCCAUUCGCCCGCAUAGUCCGUCGCACCUGUGUGUGCGGUUUGCACUGCACUGCACGGACAGUGCCCGAGUGUGGGGAUGUCCACGAGUGGGUCGAUGCUACGACCGGCCACACGUGCGAAUGGUACGGUACGCACAAGCGCAGAAUGGAUGGAAGCGUCUAUACGUCCAUCCAUCCAACCACAGGUCUGUCAUGCAGGUUUGCAGCCGAUCCCUCUCGGUGCUAUGAAUGCCCCCAUGCGAGAGAGGCUUUGAUCAACUGCCAGGAGAGCUGUGGGCUCUGCCGAUUGGACAGACCUGGUCUGUUUGUGUUUGCGCAUGCUUGGAAGUGCGCACGUCCACGGGCAUGGCGUCCAUCUCUGUGUGUGUGUGUGUGUGUGUGUCUCAGUGCUGUGCCAUCCAUACAUGGUUGGAGAUGGCGUGUGUGACGACGUGUGUCUGUUCAAGUCCUUUUCCUUCGAUGGCGACGACUGCUGCGAUGAAAUGUGGGCGGGGUGGGGCGGGCACACACAAUAUAUUACACACAGAGAUAUGUGUGUAUGUAUGUGGCAACCCACACACACAUUUGUGUCAGGCCUUCCUUCGAUUCGUGUCAUGCGUGCACCAACUUCUGGACCAAGUAAGCCAAUACUCACAAAGGCAUCCAUCCACACACAUACACUCAUAGACAGAGACAGAGAGACAUAGAUACGCACACACACAAGUGUCUCUUCUGCAGCUAUUCCGCCUGCCCCCCUCCCUCACCCACACCCACACCCACCUCUACCCCACCCCAAUGUCGCUCCCCUUCUCCCUGCCCCUAUCUGUGGACCCACGGCUUCUCCCUCCCACGGCUGGACGGGAUCUACGCACUCACAGACACGCGUGUGUACACCAAAGGCCAAUACGAGAUCGUCUACGAGGAAGGACAAGGCAAGUGGUGUGUCCGAGACAAGGAGAGUGGGGGCGGUGGAGGACUGUGUCUAGUGGAGCAGAUCGGUGGUGAGAAUGGGCCGCAUGCGAGUGUAGGUUGGAGGAAUGACGCGCAGCAGUGGACGGAAUACGUGAGCAUCGCUUGUCGAAAUGAAGGUACCAACCAACACACGCACCACACACAGACACCAUCAUGUGCUGGGGGCUCUGUGCCUCUCUCUUUCUCUUUCCUUUCCUGCAGACGGCUUCCCCCCCGUGCUGACUGUCGAGCUCACCUCUCUCACCCUCCCCCCAUCCACGCGGAUCCGCACGGACCGACCCGUCAUGGCUGUCUCCUGCCUCUCCAUGCCUCCCUCCGCCCUUCCAUCCACCUCUCCCUCCACCAUCACGCAGCAAGGCGCUUCUGUUGCUCUCUCUGAUGCUGAGAGCGUGGAGAUCGGUGUCCCAUUUUAUGGUGGCGAGAGCAGCACAAGUGAGGAGAUCGGCGUCGUCUGCUAUGCGACAGAGCUGGGCGAGAGGUGGAGGGACCCCUUGGUGGUCUUCCGCCCAUCUAAUCGGUCAGAGCUGCCUACGGCCUUUCCGUGGCGAGACAACUUUGCGUGCACCAACACCGAUACCUCUGUGUGUGGGGCUGGGCCGAUCGAGAUAAAGAUGGACUGGCGAGAGAGGAUCGUUCUGCGACAGUCGGGGGCAGACACGUGCACUGAGGGUGCGGGUGGCCACCUUGUCUAUCCGCUGCCUUUUCCCUUCGCCCACCCCUCUUUGCUCGCCUUCGCCCGCUUCCAUGCUCUCAUCAUGUGUGUGGGCGGUGAGGAGAGUGAGGGUGUCCUGCGCCACGACGCCAACCUUUUCGUGCAGUGGGGGAAUGGCACGGUUUUCGACGUACUUGUCGACACGGUCGGCCCUCUGCACGUGCCCCCUUCUUCCCGCACUCGCUCUGUCUUCCAUGCGCACGCGUCUGUGCAUGGCAAUGAUGGUUUUACAACCGUGCGGUUUUUCGAUGGUGCACAGCAGCAAGUGCUGUUCACGGACAGGCCGGGGCCGGCAGGGGAGGAACGUGUCUCCUUUGCAGUAGAGUUUUCCUUCACGAGUGGAGGCGAGACAGAGGAGGGGCAGUAUGGUGGGUAUGGCGGGCUGGAGGGCGGGGGGACCUUCCCUUGUCGGCAGGGGUGGUCUGCUGACGUCACCAUCGAGACCACAGGUAGCCACACAAACACAACCUGGACACAGGGAACCUUUCUCGGCCAUGUCUCAUAUGUGUGUGUGUGUGUGUGUGUGUGUGCAGAGAUGGCUCCAUUUCUGGUGCUCUCACCAGAAGACACAUCAUGGCGCGACAAAUCCGGCAGACGACCCAUAUGCACACCCAGCUCCCCCGGUCCUAUCGCUUUCCUUACUCUCGUCGGCGCACAGGCCUUCUCCCGCCCCCCCGUGUGUGUGCAGGGAGAAACAUGCCUUGUCCGCCUGUCUGGGCAUGACCUCACUUCAGCUGACCGCAUCAAGGCCACCGAUCUGCGUGUGGCGGAGUCGUGUCUCGAUGAGACAUAUGGGUUUGAUUAUUUCGGAGGGCUGGUUGCCAACCCCGUGGCUCCAUCUGGCGUCUCUUUCUCGCAAGCGGAGUUUGUGCUGGAUGUCAAGGCCUUUGCGACACCCAGGGACUACACACUCUGCUACUGCUAUGCAGGCGAUCCUGAUGCUCCUGAUGGUGACUGCGGCAACUUCACGGCUUACAGAAAGAAGCUUGGGACGUUCUACGUGGUGAAACUGGCAGAGGAGAACCAUCACUUCACGUGCUCCGUUGGGCAGACCUGCCGGUUCGACGUCUCUGGGACCUUCUUCUCCGGCAGCCUUGACGCAGUGGCCGUGUCGCUGCCCUCACCUGAGCAGCCAGGGUGCUCGCCCUUCCCCUCCCUCUUUGCCAAGACCGUUCACGUGUCGUCUUCUGCCGUUCCUGAGCCACAAAACGGGGAGAUGAUCGACUCCCUCUCCUUCGAUCUGGGGGUACCUUCGCAACCGGGGCUGUUUGCCGUGUGCUUCUGCUUUGACAGCGGGGACAGCUGUCUGUUCGACCCUCCACGCGUUGUGGGAGAGCUGGAGAUAAGGGGUGUGCGGCUCUCUGUGGAUGCGAUUUGUCUUUCUGGGCGGCGUGAGGGGUGCUCUGUGGUGCUGACGGGGAUUGGUCUCGAAGAGAGCCACAGAGCGAUGCUCACAGAGGGAGAGGCUGAGUGCGGCUCCCCUCUAUCUGUCCCCCUGGCAACCGCGCGAGCCACCUCCCUCACAGCAGAUGCCGUCGGCCUCGAUUUCGGAGCCAUUGGCGUGGCAGAGGGAGAGGUGCGUGUGUGCUACUGCGCCUCCCGGACAGGCUGUUCCCUCUCUGCUGAGUACACGAUUGACGCGGGGAGGUUGCUGGUGCUGCGGGAGUGUCCUGUGGUGUCGGUGCAUGUGCUUAAUGAGGAGCAGUUCGGGACCUCCACACACACCCACACUGAUGGCGAUUUCGCUCGGCUAGAGGCUUUGUACUACCGUCAGAGCGAUAAGCUUCUUGCGACACAGGUAUCUUAAGACAUCCAUCCAUGCAUACAAAUCUUCAUUGCUGUCUCUCUCCACUGGAACGCAUGUGUGUGUGUCAGGAUGGCGCCAUGCGGGCUGUGCUGAACGAGACGAGCGGAAGAUGGCAAAUUGAUGACGGCACGACGAGUGUCUUCACCGCGUCAGCGGCCUUUCCCACUGCCGUGCCACCCUCCCUCGCGUAUGUGUCAGUGGACGGCAGCCAAGGGGUGUUUCUGCGAGUGGUGUGUCACGCGUAUGCCCUCACACGCCAAGAAGGACAACAGCAGACGGCACCAUUCAACUGCACUCGGUACACGCCUGCCUCACACACACACACCCACACACCAUAUUUGUGUGUCUGUAAUGGUAAUUUGUUGUGUGAGCAGGAGUGUGCCCUGCAGUGUGUCGUUCUGGCGGUAUGGCUAUGACGAGUAUCUGCAGAUGACACAGCAGAGCGAUCGACCGCCUGACGCACUGCAAGUCAUCCCUUCAGGUCAGUCAGUAUGAGAGACACCCAGAGAGAGACACGCACACACGCAUCCACACACGUACAGGUAAGUGUCUUGGUCUUGUAGGCUCUGUGUGUGGGCAGGGGGCCUCUGUGUCGUCACAUCUGCCGCUCAGCUACGUCAAUCAAGAGGGCAAGACAUGCGUCAAUUUUGAUCUAGGUCGGUGUCGUCGGUGGGGUGGGGAUGCGUUCACCUGUGUCUGUCUGUCUGUCUGUCUGUGUGCAGGGUCGCCCAGAACCCGGGGCGUCUUCCAGCUGUGUGCGUGCGUCAGCCGAGCUGAUGACCAGGACCAAUGUAACUAAUAGCUAACUCAUGCCCACACCCACCCAAAGAAAAAGGGUGUGUGUGGUGUGUGAUGGGCUCACACAUUCUUGCAGGCCAGAGCAGCAUGCCGACAGGCGCUCUGCGCAUUGUGGGCGUCGACGGUACAAAUACAACGAACGCAUCGCCCGCCAUUCUGUUCAUGCACACCAUAUAUAUGUGUCUGUGUCUGUGUGGGUAGAGAUGGCGGCGCAGGAGUGUGUGCGCGAUAGCUACAACUGCACUCUCACUGCGACUGGGGUGGAGCUCACUGCCAGUGACGCCGUUCGCGUCAUCGACACACUUGCAGGUGCCUGCCAGCGCAUCCAUCUGUAUGUGUGUGUGUAUGCACACGAAUGUGCCUCCCUCCCUCUGUGUCUGCACAAUCACAAUCGUGGGAGCAGGUUGUGGCGAUCCGGCAGCCCCUUCUGUGUCUGAAAUCGCCACCAACCCGGCAAGAGCCGACCCAUCAUCACUCACGCCGCCCCGCACACGAGUGGCGUUCAACCUGGGGGUGGCCACACGUGCGGGCGUCUUCCGCAUCUGCAUGUGUGCCGGCUAUUUGAGCUGCGAUCAGCCAGAACACUUCACACAGACGGUACACACACACACACACACACACACACUUGCAGGUGAUACGUCUGUGUGGGUGUGCGCACAGGUGGGGAGUCUGAUUGUGAGCGGGCCGGAGGACACUCACCGAUUCAGCGCCAUUAUCGGACAGGCGAGGCCAUGUAAACAUACACACAUGUCUCUCGCUCUGUGUGUGUGUGCGUGUGUGUGCAGGAGUUCACACUGACAAUCGGGGGCUGGGGCUUGCAGCCGUCCUCUGGUGUGGUCAUCGUCAACGCCUCCACCCCCUGCUCCGCCAUGCCCACACGCAACGACCCGGCAAUCGUCCAGACCCCCACACGAGCAAUCGGUCGGUGUGUGCACACAAGGCCGUACACACACAUACGUACGUCUUUGCGUGUGUGUGUACCAAUGUCUAGGUGGGGGCACGUUUCUGGCGUUUGAGGGCGUCAAGCUAGCGCAGCAGGGGGAAUUCCACGUCUGCUGGUGGGCAUGUAUACGAUCCACUCGGCUGAUUCAUGAAUCAAUGGCUGGGUCGAUUGGCUGGCUGCAGGUCUGUCAAUCCCUCUGGCGGCAAGCCUUAUCAAUCAGAGGUGUGUGGCUGA